AAUAAAACAGAGAUAAAAUCAUGAAACUCCUAAACUUAUUUAUAUAUGCAGACGUUUUGAUGCUGGUAAUGGUGAUAUGGAUUGUGCCCACAUACGGUCAUGAGCCACACCCACACCCACACCCACACCCACACCCACACCCACACCCACAUCCGCACCCACACGAGUCUGGUUGGGUUGAUGGCCGUGCCACAUUUUACGGUGACAUCAAUGGUGGAGAAACUCAACAGGGAGCUUGUGGAUAUGGUAAUCUACACAAACAAGGAUAUGGUCUAGAAACAGCGGCACUAAGCACGGCACUAUUCAACAAUGGGUCAACGUGUGGGGCUUGUUACGAGAUAAAGUGCACGAAUGCUCCACAAUGGUGUUUGCCUGGCUCUAUCAAGAUCACAGCUACAAACUUCUGUCCACCAGAUUACUCCAAACCGAAAGAAUGUUGGUGCAACCCGCCACAAAAACACUUUGAUCUCUCGCAACCAAUGUUCCUAAAAAUCGCCAAGUACAAAGCUGGGGUUGUCCCAGUUAAAUUUAGACGUGUUCCUUGUGCAAAAAUCGGAGGCGUCAAGUUUGAAAUCAAAGGAAACCCUCAUUUCCUAAUGAUCUUACCGUACAAUGUGGGAGGAGCUGGAGAUGUUAGGGCCAUGAAGAUUAAGGGAACGAAGACCGAGUGGAUACCAAUGAAGAAGAACUGGGGACAGAUUUGGAGCAGUGGUGUUGUGUUGACCGGACAAUGUUUAUCGUUUAGGGUCACGACAAGUGAUGGUGUUACAAAAGAUUUUAUUGACGUGACACCGCCAAAUUGGGGAUGUAAUGGACAGAGCUUUGAUGGAAAGAUUAACUUUUAAGAGAAGAAUUUGAGUCUUCGCUAACGCUUGCAAUCUGUUAAGAAGCUGGAGGGUAUUGGUAGGUUACUUGUAAUUUUUAAAAAUAAUUCACUGUUAUUGGUUUACGAAUUCGAAUAUUCGAUGAUUUUCUAUUUCUAAUCAAAAUCUUGUUUUUUUUUUUACGUUUUCUUUGUUACCAAUUUCCUAAACCUUUUGUUUUUUUAUUUAUUGAC
Camelina sativa (false flax) is the source of this 1057-nucleotide messenger RNA. Its product is annotated as expansin-A24-like. The record is from RefSeq and is a predicted model, not a curated record. Gene Ontology annotation, biological process: plant-type cell wall organization. NCBI's taxonomy places the organism in Eukaryota, Viridiplantae, Streptophyta, Magnoliopsida, Brassicales, Brassicaceae. Gene Ontology annotation, cellular component: extracellular region.